Molecule: messenger RNA, 6048 nt
Organism: Mugil cephalus (flathead mullet)
Lineage: Eukaryota; Metazoa; Chordata; Actinopteri; Mugiliformes; Mugilidae
Product: vasopressin V2 receptor-like
Exons: 6
Coding region: 1682-3115 (477 amino acids)
Biological process (GO): positive regulation of vasoconstriction; regulation of systemic arterial blood pressure by vasopressin; G protein-coupled receptor signaling pathway
Cellular component (GO): membrane
Molecular function (GO): peptide binding; vasopressin receptor activity
Source: RefSeq, a predicted model, not a curated record
ACUGCUGCAUUAUUAAUAUAUUGAUAUUUCUCAUGCAUCAGAAUGUGUAAACAGCAUCUGACUGUUGUAUUUGGUUUAUUUUAGGAUAAAUAAACUGCUUUAAUUUCCCAGCACGGCGUCGCUAAAUAGGUUCAAGUGUUCUUGAGGUGAUUAAUGGGAGAAAGGAAGAAAAAAAAACAAACAAAUCUUCAGUCUCCCAUCUCUGCAUUGCUGGAUAGCUCUUUGGGUAUGACAUUUUCGUUGAGCUCUUUUGUGGGUUUGAAUGGGAAAAUCACUUAAAAGUAUAUUUUCAGGCCAAAACAAACAAAACAUCACAUCUGACUGAAUGAAUGAACCAGUUAAGAAACAGUUUAUCAUAUUUUCCACACCGUUUUUGUUCAUUGCUGAAAUUCUUUAAGUGGGUGAAACAUUAAUACAUGAAUUCUUAUUCUAUUUUACAACUUCUACCAAAAUCAAGUGAGAAAUAUGAUAAUUGUGUUUGGAAAUUAACGAGAGGCAAAGAGGAAAAUUUUUUAGUAACAGUAACAGUCAAUCAGUGUAUAUUUCAAUUAAAUGUAGAGUGGAACUAUAAAUGGGAAAUAUUCAAAACUGGACUUAAUCUCGUCUCAUCUUCCGUACCGUUUAACCCUCACUAGAGUCGUGGGGGUUGCUGGAGCCUAUCCCAGCUGUCACUGGGCCCAUCACAGGGCCACUGGACUAAACCAAAAAUAUAAUUUAGAGGCCACUUCCUGUUGAUUUAUUGUGGAGGAGCUUUUCUCAUUAGUGAAUGCCAAUUAUCAGCUCUCUUCUCCUGUCUAUAGUCCAUAUUGCCAGCUCGCUGUGCAUCGAUAAUGACCGUUCACGGGCUGCUUGCUCCCCAAAGAAGCGAUUGAGAAGGUGUUUAUUGUAUGCCUGUGAGGCUAGGGUCAAACUCAAAACCAUGUCUAUUUUAGCUGAAAACACACACACACACACACACACGGGAGUAAAGCUCCCAUCAGCACAAUAAUUGUGAAACAAAGAGAAAUGUUAAGAUAUGUUUACAGCAGCUCCUCGCACACUUUCACACUUGAACACACACACAAUCGCACAGGCAUGCGGAGAGGGCCCCAGUUUACUCAGAGCAAAUUGGAAGGAUGUAAAAAUGACGACGAGCUUAUUCAGAAAUCUGCCCGUGUUACAAAGCAAAAGCAAGAGCAGGGAGUUCUGUGAUGACUCGAAUGGACACAUUUCAUUUAAGAUGCAGCAAACCCAGAGUAAAUAGCAGUGGAAUUGGGACUGAUAGCAAGCAAUGUAUUGGAAGAUUUGAAAUUCAGACCUUACGCAAUGAGUGAAAUCACAAAAAAGUCACAUAUAUGAAAGUCUAAGAACAAUCUGGACAACUUGUAGUUAUAGUGAAAUCUCCCCAAAUUGGAGGCCAGCCACUGGACACGGCUUCACUCUGAUUGGACUUCACUCAGAGACGCACGGACAAAAUGUCUACAGCAAUAGACACUGACAGCUGGACAGCUGUGGCUGAAAGUGAUCAAAAAAAGUACUUCCUUUGGUGGAAGGAAACCUGACAGCUGCCGUUGGUUGCGCCUUUUCAAGUCUGGCAGAUAUUAUCUCAUCAUUAAUGUAUGAAGUUGUCUGGGUGUAAACAUGCUGAUGUUAGCAUUCUGAUCGAAGCACUGCUGUCACUAACAAACAAAUUUCUUUCAAGAUGUCACCUAACCUGAACUUUAGCCUUCAGCGUGAACGGUUUCACGUAUCUCUCUUCCCAGCCAACAUGUCCGUCCCCAUGGCAACAGACAUUUACCCAUCCAUCGACUGGCUGACUGGCGUCUCUGAGACACCCAUGGGGACAAAUGUCACGGAGUGGGAGCGUGACACCCUGCUGGCGGUGGCCGAGGUGGUGGUGCUAGCGGCCAUUUUGAUGAUGGCGCUGUUCGGCAACGGGCUGGUGCUGGUGGUGCUGCUGAGGCGGCGGAAGCACCACAACCCGCUGCACCAGUUCAUGCUCAACCUCUGUCUGGCCGACCUGGUGGUGGCGCUGUUCCAGGUGCUGCCCCAGCUGGUGUGGGACGCCAAAGGCCAAUUUCCUGGCCCGGAUUUCUUGUGUCGUCUGGUGAAAUACCUUCAGGUGCUCGGGAUGUUCGCCUCCUCCUACAUGAUCGUGGCCAUGACAGUGGACCGUCACUACGCUAUCUGCUGCCCUCUGCUGGCGCACCGCAGCGUAGCCACGCAGCGCUGGAACACCUUCAUAGUCCUGGCCUGGGUAUUGUCGCUGCUGCUCAGCCUGCCGCAGGUUUUCAUCUUCUCUCGUUCUGAAGUGGCUCCGGGCGUGUAUGAAUGUUGGGGAAGCUUUGCAGAGACCUGGGGCCUCAAAGCCUACGUAACCUGGAUGACCCUGGCCGUCUUCAUCUUCCCCGUCCUCAUCAUCACUGUCUGUCAGGUGCGCAUUUUCAAAGAGAUUCAUAACAAUCUGUAUCUGAAGUCGGAGCGCCGCCUGUCCCCCACAUCUCUCCCUCCAUCCGGGCGAGACAGCCAGAGAGGAGCAGCAGCAACAGAAGGAGGAGGAGGAGGCGGGAGGGGGAGGUCCAGUCUCCCCAUCUACGUUUCACCCCUCAUGUUCAACAACUCUGAGAGUCAGCCCAGUUUUGAGCCUGGAUCCACCUACCAGCAUCUGCCAAUGGGUCCGCUCAGGUCCAGCAGCAUCCCAUCACACUGUGAAAUUCACAGCUACUCUGCAGUUCACCCUGCCGACCUGCAGCCUGACACCACAGCGCCCUCUGCAGGCUGCUCCGCCCACCUACAGAAAGGGACCCCGGGCCGAGGUGGAGAGGGGUUAGCGGCCAUGUCGAAGACAGUGAGGAUGACUCUGGUGAUCGUGCUGGUCUAUUCGCUCUGCUGGGCCCCGUUCUUCAGCGUCCAGCUGUGGGCCGCCUGGGACCCCGAACCACCUCUGGAGGGUGCAGCGUUCACCCUGCUCAUGUUGCUGGCCAGUCUGAACUCCUGCACCAACCCCUGGAUAUACUCGGCCUUCUCCAGCAGCGUGUCCCCGGAGCUCCGGCUGCUGCUGCUCUGCCGGGGACGCACUCAGCGCCGGGACUCCCUCCCGAGCGACUCCACCGCCACACACACCUCCAACUACUGAACAAUGUACAGCACAACGACUACACUGUGACACUAUGUCGUUUGGCACAUAAACACGCACACACACACACACGACUGUUCUCGUUAAUGGAUGAGUCAGUCUGGCUUUAAUAACUCACUUGUUAUUACCGGGAAUUAGCCGAGGUCACUGUUAGCAGGGGGCUCUCAAGUCAACACGCCGCACAUUUUUUAAACACAGACUGUAUACAGAAUAGAUUAGCAAUCUGUGGAUGGAUGAGGCGAAGGCAAACUCAAUCAGCGACCUAUCAGCCAACCAGAAAAUAGGAUUUCUUGUUGCCAGGUGAAAUAGCAGCGCCACAAUACGCGCUGUAUUUUCUGUCCUCAGAGUCUUAAGUAGAACAGUUCGUUUGGUUUAAGGGAAUUUGUCCUUUAUAAGGUUAUUAUACUAAUAGUUAUCCACUUCAUCCGCGCCCGCUCCAAAACAAAACAAACAAACAAAAAACAAAGAAAAACUAAAACGUGAGCCCGCUGUUAGCUUAGCAUAGCUGGAAACAGACCGAAACAGACUGUGCACAAAGACCGUAAACCAGUACAGUUUGAGUUUCUCAGUUUGUGACUGAUCGUUGGUGGCCGAUGAACUGAAUAUAUCUAUGUGACCUGAAGGCCAGAAGUACUAGGUUAUUAACAGUUAAUUUGGUUUCAAUCGAGAGAUUUAGUGUCGUUAGGUGAAUUUUUCUCCCGCGAGGCUCCAGUCUUCCAGGUUAGCUCCCAUAGCUAAAGGGUUGUUAGCAUUACUAUUUACUGUUACUAUUUAACAGGCGCAUUUCCCACGAUGUUCAACUGAUCUCCAACUAUAAGGGAUCGUUUAGAUUUUAACUGCUGUAAGGCAUUUUUUUUCAUAAUGUGCCAUUAUUGUAAAUGCACCAUUCCUGUAAUUUGUACAUAAAUCCAAACAUUGUUCUUUUUGUUUUAAAAACAGUUUAUUCAUUCUCACUAGUCAUACAAACAUCACACAUACAAACAUAAAAACAUCCACUGCAACUAACUGAAAAAAAAAAAACUUUUUUUCUCAACAUAAAAUUAUUUGAUCUUUUUUUAUAUAUACAAAACACUAGGAUGUGCUGGGGCAAUAAGUACCAUUUUUAAACCCCCUGCACCAGAAAAUAUUAACCUAAUUUUCGAUGAAACAGGAUUUUUUUUAAAUAUACGCAGUAUUGUGCCACCUUUAUUCAAAUUCUUGUCUCAAAGGCAAAAUAACAGAAGUUUUCAGUCAAUUUAUGAUCAGAAUCAGCCUAGUGAAUAACAGUAUAAUACUGUAAAUGGUGUAAAUGAAUGGAAUUUAGGGUUUAGAGCAGUGGGAUGUGGACACAGAGAAAGCAAGUCUGUCUGCAGAUCAUCUCUUUCCCCUGAAAGAAGACCAGUGACCUCAAGAGAUUUGCUUUAGAUUCAAGUAUUUGGACAGGUGGACACUUGAUGACAGAGAAAGUAGUUUCCCAUUGGUACCAUGAGUACCUUUAAAAGUAACACACAAGCUGACGUGCAUUAAAAAUCAAAGAGCGUUUACUCUUUGAGUUACACACUGUGAUUAACUGUUUUGAAGACUACAGGGUCCCGACAGGUGAGUGUAAAUUAUUGUUGAGGACUGUCUAUGCGUGAUUUUGUUACACUCUGGAUCAAUAAAAUGUCUAUUUACCUACUCUGAUCACUUCCUGAUUGAAAGCAGAGCUGCAGCCCUUCCUGCUGUGAAGUCAUUAAGUUGUGGCUGUAUGAAUGGUUACACAUUGCACUCCGUAUGCAGCUUUGGAUCUUGCUUCUGUGACCGAUGCAUGACCAACACAAAACAGGACAGUCGGUGUCUUGGACCUUGAAAAUGAUUUUUUUUCACAGCCAUAAUCAUAACAACAACAGUGCAGACAUGCCUGCAGCCAGUCAGAGAACUGGUGAAGUGCUCCUCUAGUUUUAUUUGCCUGAGCAACUCUCACUGUCGUCACAGCCAACAACAGUGUGCACUUAACUCAAUACUGUAUCAUAGCACAGGUCAGCACUCUGCCAUGGGUCACAGUCAAUUCUAACUUCACUUCAUUUUAACCGUGAGCUAAAGCAAUCAUAGUCCUCAAAAAAAUCCUCUCACAACUCUCGGGCCCCAUAGACACAUUUGGUAAUGAUAUAAUAAUUUCAUACAAACAAAUUGAAGCAGACAGUGUAAAUGUGCACCGUCACCAAUUAAAUUAAAUAGAAAACAUGAAAUCUGCAUCCCUGGUAUUUGCCUUGCUGCUUCAACCACUCGCAGGACAUUUUCUCUGUGAAGACGGAAAUACUAGAGCAAAUGACUGAAGUAGUGUUCCCCUACAGAAACAUUUCCAUCUUCCAUUAAAUCUGGGGUUUCUUCAGAUUAUAAAGGAUUAAGCGCAUCAUGUUAAUUAACAACAAGAAAAGACCAAAACUAUAUUUGUGUUAGUCCAUCUUUCAAUACUUUGUGGCUUCUUCACAACGUGUCCGGCUCUCGUCUCUCAGCGAAUUUGUUCUCGAAAUUUAUUAAACAGCUCACACCUCCACACGUCUUCCGUCCCCUCAGAUUUAUACCGAAGCAAAAGCUUCCCAGAGAUGUAUCAGAUACUCCUGCUGGCAGUGACCCCAGUCACCGGUCAGCGGGUAUCUGUUACAGACUUGAACGAAGUAGCUCUGAUAUGUCACAUUUUGUUCUGAUUAGAGAUAACCUGCAGGACGUGGCCAUACUGCAGCGGUUGCAUUUCAGACACAUGAAAUGAUGAAACGCUUACAUUAACACGCAUUUCAUUUCAUCACAAUCAUUCAAUAAAACAUUAAAAACCAUUAAAAAGAUUGAGCUAAAAUAGAUUUUUUGGGGGUUUGUAGAAACUGAUAUCUGAAAAAUUGUUAUUCACAAUUUAAAAAAAAAACAACAGAGCACAUUAUGACCCAAUACAAUUGUGUGCAAUUUCUUUUUUUUUUUUU